AUUGCUUUGCAAACCGCAGCCAGCAACCAAGCAGCGAGCUCGCAAAGAGGAGCCGGCCCUCGUACAUCCUAAGAAAAAACGCGAUUUUGCCCAUCUUGCAGUGAAAUUUUAAUCGAAAACCGCCAGAAAAACAACCGUGCACAGUAGUUCUCGCGAAACGUAGUGCGGAAAGCAUCCGGAAAUCGUUCCAUCGUCGAAGUGAACCGUUUUUUUUUGGUGAAGGGUGGUAUCCCAGGUGGAAGUCCAUUUUUUCUCGACGUGUGUCUGGAAGCAAGAAGAAAAAGGCACAGAACAGAGCGGAGAGAAGAACGAGAAAACGAAGCGAUUUAUCGGUCAGCGCGGCUGUGCGUUGUGAAAAAUAUUGGAAAAGUUUUGUUUUUUGCGGGAAAAAGGCUGGUGCAGACUGUUGGCGUUUUUGUGUGCCCUUGAGCGGUGUUACCAAGUCUCAGCAAUAUGCAGAUCGUUCAGAUUCUCGAGAAGACCGUAUCACCAGACAAAGAUGAGCUGCUGGCAGCAAAAAACUUUCUGGAGCAGGCAGCCGCAUCCAACCUGCCCGGUUUCAUCCGAGCCCUGUCCGAUGUGCUGGUCUUUGCCGGUAAUUCUGCGGUGGCUCGAAUGGCCGCUGGUUUGCAGUUAAAAAAUCAGCUUACCAGCAAAGAUCCCACCAUUAAGUACCAAUACCAGGAGAGGUGGCUUUCAUUCCCUGAGGAUAUGCGUGAAUAUGUUAAAGAGAAUAUUGUCGCAUCUCUCGGAACGGAAAGUACCCGCCCAUCAUCUGCAGCUCAGUGUGUCGCUUAUGUGGCAGUAGCUGAAUUGCCCGUAGGACAAUGGCCAGAUUUAAUACAGAAGUUGGUGGAUAAUGUAGUCAGUGAAAAAUCCACUGAAAUGCAGCGAGAGGCCACACUAGAAGCCAUUGGCUACAUCUGUCAAGACAUCAAUUCGGAAAUUUUAGAACAUCAAUCCAACCAAAUCUUGACGGCAAUUAUCCAUGGUAUGCGCAAAUCGGAACCGUCGAACCAUGUAAGAUUGGCUGCCACCAACGCUUUGCUCAAUUCGCUGGAGUUUACCAAAGCCAAUUUUGAGGAAUCGAACGAAAGGCAUUACAUCAUGGAGGUAGUGUGUGAGGCGACUCAGUGUACUGACACCCAAAUAUGUGUAGCCGCCCUUCAGUGUUUGGUAAAGAUCCUUACCCUCUACUAUCAGCACAUGGAAGCAUACAUGGCCCAGGCUUUGUUCCCUAUAACCCUUGAAGCUAUGAAAUCAGACAACGAGCAAAUAGCCCUUCAGGGUAUCGAGUUCUGGUCUAACGUAAGUGAUGAAGAGAUCGAUUUGGCUAUCGAAGCCCAGGAAGCGGAGGAGCAAGGUCGUCCACCGAAUCGAGUAUCUCGUCACUAUGCCCGUGGAGCCCUCCAGUUCCUCGCUCCUGUGCUAAUGGAGAAACUCACCCGGCAAGAAGAAUUUGACGACGAAGAUGACUGGAACCCUUCGAAGUCGGCUGGCGUUUGUUUAAUGUUGUUGGCUACCUGCUGCGAAGAAGAGAUCGUACCGUACGUCCUGCCAUUUGUCAACAACAACAUCAAGUCAACCAAUUGGCGGUAUCGAGACGCUGCUCUGAUGGUAUUUGGUUCGAUUCUCAGUGGCUUGGCAGCCAAUACCUUGAAGCCACUUGUAGAACAAGCAAUGCCCACGUUAAUCGAACUUAUGUACGAUCAAAGCGUCAUCGUCCGUGACACCUGUGCGUGGACCUUCGGUAGAAUAUGUGAGGUGAUUCCAGAAGCUGCCAUCAAUGAGCAGUACUUGGAGCCACUGCUAAAGGCUUUGCUUAAUGGUUUGAAAGCAGAACCCCGCGUAGCUACCAACGUUUGUUGGGCGUUCACUGGAUUAUCGGAUGCAGCUUACGAUGCAGCCAACGUUGAUGAUGAUCCACCGCAAACGUACUGCCUGUCGCAGUACUUUGACUUCAUCAUAAGUAACUUGUUGGAGACAACGGAUCGUCAUGACGGUGGUCAAAACAAUCUGCGUUCUUCUGCGUACGAAGCGCUAAUGGAAAUGAUCAAAAACUCGCCCCAGGAUUGUUACGUUUCGGUACAAAAGACGACUAUGGUUAUUUUGGAGCGAUUAAAUCAAGUUCUGCAAAUGGAAACACACAUUUCCACACACUCUGAUCGUCACCAGUUCAACGAUUUACAGUCUUUGCUGUGCGCGACUUUGCAAUCCGUGUUGCGGAAAGUUGAUGCAAAGGAUGCUCCUCAGAUCUCUGACGCAAUCAUGACCGCACUUCUGACCAUGUUCAGCUCAAGCUCCGGCAAGGUUGGAGGUGUGCAGGAAGACGCCCUAAUGGCAGUGUCCACCUUGGUCGACCUACUUGGUGAGGGAUUCAUCAAAUACAUGGACGCUUUCAAAGAAUAUUUGUACAUGGGUUUGAAGAACCAUCAAGAGUACCAAGUUUGUUGUACAGCGGUUGGACUUGCAGGCGACAUUUGUCGAGGCUUGAAAAACAAAAUCCUUCCAUAUUGCGACGAAAUCAUGACACUGCUCCUAGAAAAUCUUAGCAACCAAUCAAUUCAUCGUAGCGUCAAACCGCAGAUAUUAUCCGUAUUCGGUGACAUGGCACUGAGCAUUGGACCAGACUUCAAAAAAUAUCUUAACAUUGUCCUACAGAUGUUGUCGCAUGCGACGCAGGUACAGAUUGAUCAGAAUGAUUACGACAUGAUCGACUACCUGAACGAACUGCGAGAGAGCGUCCUGGAAGCGUACACUGGAAUCGUUCAGGGCUUGAAGGGUGUCGAUAAAGCCCCUCACGACGAUGUCAAUUUGCUCCAACCCCACGUUCCUUUCAUCAUCAACUACAUUGUUUCGAUCGCCAAGGACAGUGAACUGUCGGACGGAAACAUUGCCAUCGCCUCGGGGUUGAUUGGAGAUAUGUGCACUGCGUUCGGUCCUCCCCUUUUGCAGUUGGUCGAAGAUGUGCAGAUCCAGCAGCUUCUGGCCGAAGGUAAAAAUUCCCGGACAACACGUACCAAGACGCUCGCCAACUGGGCUCUGAAGGAAAUCAAAAAGCUGAAGCAACCUGCAAACGACGCGAGUUGAUUUAAUUCAGCAUCAAUGGUAACACACUCAACUACACGUCAGCCAAUGGGAGUGGAAGCGCCAACAGCAGCACCGUUCCAGCAAUGUAAUCCUGCUACCACCAUAUCCACCAACACAUCUUUCCAAUUGUCCUUGUCCAACAUCACCUGCCAAGACGACGAGUUGAUUCCAUUGGGCCCCGCGACUGCAGGCACCGUUCCAAAUCAGGACCACGAGGAACCCUUUCGUUGCAAUUACUAUUACAGCGACAAUCUUUGCUUCGACGUGUCGCUGCAGAUCUAAAGUCUUCUUGUUGGUACGACCACGGUAAAAAUGAUGUAUUCUAGUGUUUUACUAUUUUGAACGAACCUGGUCCUGAUCAACCGAAUGCAAGUAAGUAACUUCCUAAAUAUCACGGUGGUUUAUUGCGUGGUCAACGAACAUGAUUCAAUGUGGCAUGAGUUAUUCAGCUGUUAUUGGAGUCGUUUUGGUGAUGUGGAUGAUGACGAUGGAGUUAGCACAGAAGCAUGAUCUGUACAGCCGAGCAGAAAACCGAAACAUAUAACUCUGUGUUGUAGUAAAAAAGAAUAAAUUAUUGCUGUGUAAGGUUAUCUAAUUAAAUCAAUUAUUGAAAAAAAAAACAAAAACUAGUAAGCUAAUCAUAACUAGCGGGACACUACUACAAACACAAAGACAGCCUGUAAAUCUUUCUUCUAUACAAAUAUGAUGUAAACACAAACUUUCCUAGAACUACACAAACAACAUUUGCCUAGAAUAGUGGAUGCGCGUGCCAUAGUGAAACGAAAAAUCUCGUUUCGGGCCCCAGACGCCCACCAAAAUCCAAUUGUAAAGUUUCGUAAAAAGUUGUUAUAUUCAUCAUUUCUGUUGGACUUUCACCGUGGCACUCGUUCUUAUUUCUUUUGACACAGCGUAAGAAACAUCCGACAACACACACUUAUUACAUGUAUUCAGUAAGUAAAAUGAACAGAAAUAAUAUUUAAUUACAGUUAUGAAGCAAGAUUUAAACAAAUAUCCAUCAUUGCAAAAACGGUAAAGGGGAACGAAAUACUUCUGAUUCGAUAAAUAUUGCAGAGUUCAAUUGUGUAUGCUCGAUUAAUCUCGAAUUAUUGUUUUUUUUUUAUUCGGCUCGAGACGUCUCUGUGAGGCAUUUUUUGUUUCCAUAAUUUUUUCCCGUAUCUUAUGUACAAUCGUUAUUAAGAAAAAUCAUAAUGGCGAGAUUGAUCAUUGUGAGUGUAUAUUUUAAAGAUAAGCCAAAAACGAAAAAUGCUGUAAUAUUUUAGAUGAGAGAAAUAUUUCGUUGACCUGUGUCCUUUUCCCUAGACCGUAUUUCAAUUGCAAAUCAUAAGCAAUCUGUAUAGAUCGAACGAUUUUAAUUCAAAUUUUGAAAAACAAAUUGCAAAUUCAAAAAGAUUAGUUAGGGAAAAGGACCGAAAAUAAACAGUACAGUUGUUUAGUGAAAAAAAAAAGAAAACAAGAGAAGAGAGGAGCUUAAAGUGUAGAUUAAUAACUGAUACCUAAUUUUAGAAUUUGCAUAAGACAGAAAAUAAAACAAAAAAACACAAAAAAAUAAGGUCAAGUCAUGAAAUUGUCUGCGGACGAUGUGCGUGUGUUGAGAAAGUUUGAGCGCGGUUUGGGGAAAAUGUGCUGGGAGGAAAGCCGUAGAUUGUGAUUGUGUUGUAGACGAGCUGUAGAUUGUGAUUGGGUUCAAAUAAGGUGAUGAUAUUGAUGAGUUAAGUGAACGAGAUGUGGAGCGAAUCGUGAUAAUAUUUUCCAUUUGUUGAUUGGAGUUUUUUUUUUAGAUUGAUGAAAUCUUAAAAGUGCGGAACAUUUCUUCUUCGAUUUUGACAUAGGUAUGAUAACCUUUUCUAUGCUCAGCAAUACAUUUUGACGGAAAAUGUUGCCAUAAGGUUUUACUGGAACUAUUUUGAACCAAAUAUCCAUACACAGACGAUUAUUCAAAAGCAAUGUUGAUUGAACUUCCGCGUGUCUUGAUCCUCAAUAGAACUAGUGAGACUUAGACUAAACUUAUGGGAACUCUUAAACUGCUUAGCAAGUUUUUGAGCUUUUUCGCCAUUUUUUAAGAGCUGGAAUUUUUUUUAAAGAUUUUAAUUUUUUUCGAUGAUUUCCAAAAGGGAUCCAACUUUGAGACAUUAUUCUCAAAGUUGGCAUUUAUCAAAAUAGCUAAACGUUUUCAAUUUUAGUUUUGCAAAUCUCGACAAACUUUCAAAGCGGGAUCGCGAGUUCUUCGGUAUUGCCUUCGUCUCACAUUUUUAAGACGGAUCAGUAGCUGAAGAUCGUCGUGUAUAAUAAUGGGAGUUGAAUUUAAUUUCACAUUUAGGAAUUGCAAUCUCUCUCUCUCUUCGACAAUUAAAUUUGUCAAAGAUAACGAGAGCAUUAUUAUGAAAAAUUUGGAUUUGUUGCGAGUGAGAAUUUGACGAUCAGCUCUCAACAAAUUCCUUUGCUGCCCAAUAAUUUGGAUCUCUUUUGAUGGAGAUUCCUGGUUUUGAAUAAGUUUCAGUUAUAAUGGCAAUGCGCAAAUUAUGAACUGUUAAUAAGUUGAAUAAUUAAUCUCCCUUACCAUUUAAAGAGCGGGCAUUCCAAUUUAAAAUUUUCAAAAGAUAAUUCGGAUCCAUUGAAACGAAGUCCAUUUACAGUAAAUUUGAUACCAACCUGAACAGCUUCAGUCUUGAUAUUUGCUUUGAACAUUGCAUCAAUCAUAUGAUGCAAUUGUUCAGUUUGAAAAUCAAAAUAGGAAGAAUUGGUAUAAAAAUCAUUCAUCGUUGGUAAAUUUUCAGAAACAAAAUUUUGCUUGCUUGCAGCGAUUUCAGAAUGGAAUUCAGAAUUCGUUUGCAUUCUUUGAUUUAAAUUUUAACUUUCAAUAAUUCAAGCAUUUUUCAUGUGCAUUAUAAGUUCAAUUUUUUUCGUGUAAUAUUUGAAUUGUAAAUCAUUGAUUAACAAGACAUAACAAGAACUCCGAUUUAUGGAUUAUCGAAAUAAAAAUAUCCUUUUCCGCUAAAACCCUAAAAUGCAACAUUUUUGUUUGAGUAUAGAUGACCAUCGGAUAGGAUGGUUCAACAGUGGAAUGCAAUGCAUAAUACAAAAAAAUAACCCUAUAAAAUAUUGCAUAAGCAUGUAUUUUAGAUGACUGCUGACUGAUCGUUGACGCCACAUCAAGACAGCUUAACUCGACUUGUCUUGAAAAAUAAUUAAAGAAAAACACUGAAUAUAAGAAACCUUGACACGCCUAGCUAAACAAAUGAUGAAUAAUAACGGAAGAAAUCCAAACCAAUGGACGAUACUAAAGAUACUGAAUAAAAAUGAACUUGUUAUGUUCGUCAGAAUGUGAGAAUUUAUUUGAAAAACUGUUUGAAUGCUACAACUAAGAAUGUGUGCGUAUGUUUGUAACCGAAGAUUGUUCCUAUCGUUUAUGUUAGUUUUGGUUCUGAUUGUAUGCGUGCAAGACAUUUGCAAAGAAUGCCAACCAACUGAUUCUUAUAAUAUUUAAAUGUAUUAGUGCAGCGUUAUAUCUAACGCAUGUAGCACAAUAGAAAGUGAUUUGAUUGUUGCUUUCGAGUUGAAUGAGAAAAAGAACCGUAAGUAUGUUGUUGUAUGCAUGAGUUUAAGACACUGUACCACCAAGAACACUUUAGCAUUAUGCACUGAAAGGAUUAUUUAUUUCAGCUUCAAUGAAAUAUAAAAUUAUGAAGUGCCUGUAUUUAAUGUAUAGUUUUUUUUUCUAUUGAAUAUUGUGUUUCUGUUCUGUAUCUGUUGAGUUCCUAUAUGCUGCGAAUGAGUUAUCGUUUGGCGCACACUUUACACAGGCAAAAUAGAAGAAAAUUGUGUUAUUUACAUUCUCUUCUCAUAUUGUCAUACAACACAUAAUCAAAAAUAACUAAUUUCCUAAUCACCUUAUCACUUUUGAUUCAUUUUUUCAUUAUAUGUUUUACUAAAACCAAUGCAGUGGGAGUUUUGUAAUCUCUACAAAUUUUGAAGUCUACUGAAUAAGUAAAUGUUUAUAAUUUUACUUCACAUUAUUAUAAAUUUUUCUGUAAAUUCUGACUGUAUUCAUAUUAUUGAAUUCCAUGCACAGUUCAGCUUUUAUUAGCUAAUUAUUUUUGUUUUGUGCUAGUUACUAAUAUGCUUAGAUGCUUACAUUUACAACUUCUACAAUUGAACCACGCAGAAGGACAGUGGCAAUAUCAGUUUAGAGAUUCAAUGUACUAAAAUUGAAAACAAAAUAAAAUCAAAUUUAAUUGUACAGGAUGCUGAACGAAAAGAGCGAAUGCGUUUUUACUUCCAGAGAUGCGUGCCUGAUGAAAAUCCUUGAAUCAUUCCAUAAAGUGAAAUACAAUUGGAACAAUUGAAGGUCAUAUUUAACGUAAGGAGAAUUAAACAACAAUCGCAAGAACGAAAAAUUAUGUAAAUUCAACUUCCGAAAAAAGAAACAAAAAUUGCCUAAAACAAAACACAAACAAAACAACAGAUAGACUUGAACGAUUGCACAACAUACGAAACAACUCGAAAGAUACAAUACUGAAAAUAAAACAAAACUAACUCAGAAUUCCCAGUGAAAGCAAUUUCUACAAAACACCUCAUUUCGAAUCAUUGAUUGUGUUUAUUUCAAAAAAGUAGAAAUGCAAAUGAAACAAUGACUCUUGACUCUCAUACACUUACACGUGAAACAAGACUGCUGGAAUCAGCAAAAAUGCUACAAAAAUGAAUCAGAUAGGUGUUACAAAAUACAUUAGUAAAUAUAUGGAAACUAUGCUCAGGUACAUAAAAACACAUACAAAACAUAAUACAAAGACUAACAAAACAAACAAAACAAAGUAUUGCUCCCAUUAAUGAAAGCAAAGAAAAAACAAAAUCGAAAGGUGAUUAAGGAAAAAAACGGUAACAUUUACCAAUGAUACAAUGGAAAAUUUUUCCUUCUUGCUAAAUAGUUACUAGGUGACGAUGGUUGCCCGAGUGUGUGAUUGGGGAAUGUAUGCUAGGCUAAGGUAAACGUUCAAGAGUGUGAUUAUUGCAAUGCAUUGAACACGAUUGCAUAUGGUUUGUGAAUAAGGGUCGUAUAUUUAAAAGUGGAGAAGUAUGAUAAUAUCAUUUUAGGGAAUCUGAACAAUUUCAUCCAAACUCCUGUUUAGCUAGAAGAAGCUUACUUUUACAGAAGCAUCCAAUAAACAUGAACUAGAAAUAUAAUUUUAUUAUAAACUGUUUUGUGAUGAGCCUUCCGUUGAGGAGUUGAACGAGAAUGAACUCUUUAUCAAUUUGCCACCUCAAUAGACUUUGAAACGCUGAUGAACUUAGACGACUAAUACAAUACAAAAGAACCAACGGAAACGUGAACGAAUAGGAAUACAAACACUGAAUAAAACCCAUUAGAAUGUAAGUAGGAAUCUUUUGAAAUUAGAAAGAACAAAAACGACUUACUUAGACGCAAUGAAUUAAGUUGAAUUAAGAAAUAAAAAAUAAUGAAAACAACUGUGAUUUGAGAAAGCUUUUUACACGAAAAGUAACUUUAAAGAGAUUGCAAACCCUGAGUUGCAAAUAAGAAAAAGGGUUAUAAAAUGUAUCAAACAAAACAAAAAACAAUUGAAUUUAAUCAAAUAUUGUCAACUAAUCUAGAAAAAAAAUCAUUGGUUGAGGAAAAUGCGAAGCGAAAAAGCUUUCUCAAGAAAAGAAUGACUGAUUUUAAAACAAACAAAACACAAGAACAUUAACAUAUAAUACCAACAUGUUGAAACGACGGCGUGUGAUGGCGGAUAACGACAUCGUAUUUUGUAUGCACGAGGAAUGGUGAGGUAGGGAUGUAAUGAUGAGUGUGUUGGUUAUUAGUUCUUCCUCAGAGCCACGGAACACAUCGAUUUUUUUUUCCAUUUGGAUAUUUUUGGACCGGAAUGACCAAACGAUAAGGUCUUUUACAUCUUUGUAAACAACUUAUGAAACCAAUUGGAUUAAUUCCAGAGUCUCUCAAUUCUCGUGUAUACAUGGAUUCUCAUCCAUCCAGUGUGCCAUGGUCUACGCAAGCUCACGUAGCAUCAAUUCGGUUCGAGAGAGAGUGAGCCUGUCUCAAUGUACGUCUCAUGAGACUCAUCUCGACGAUACUAUUGAAUGAAAAUUUCCCGCCCUGUUGUUUGCAAAGGUUUGCCAUGGCAAACAGCGCAUGAGCUGAUCGCAUUGAGAUGUCUCAAUGCGACUCACCAAUGUUAAUGCGUGAGACUCGCGUGCGCUAUAUUUUAUGUGCGCGUAGCAAUCUUUGCUCAAUUUCAUCCUUUUUUGUACGCGUGCAAGAUGUCUGGUUAAUUCUGCAUGUAGACUGACUGUUUGGAUUCUAAAUGUCACCCAAAAAAGUCAAUUACACCUACGAUUUUUACGUUUUUCAUUUUUUGCGCUUCUACAAUUAAACAUGUAGUUGAAGGUUGCGACCCUGAGCAAGUAUCGAGAGAAACGAUCGUAGCAAAGAAACCCUAGACAGGAAGAAUUCGUUCCAGUAUUUCUAUUAGAUUGCUCAUAGAAAUGCAAUCAUAACUGCAACAGCAAACACAGCUUACAAAAAUCAGCCAAGUGAGAGAGAAAUUAGGUGCGUCUCGGGGCUUUGAGGACGAAAGAAUGCAUUUUCAAACGAUGUAAUAAAAUAAUGAAUGGAACAGAUGGCGGAUGCAUCCCCCAGCUCUGGUGUUGUAAUACCCCUAUUAUUCUUGAAACUAUCAAGAUUGCUUAUGUUGUAUGCAGCAUUUUUAAACGUAGAAAACACCUUCAUCCCAUCUCUAUCCUUUUGUCUAAGCGAAACCUCCAAAGAGAAAGAUCGUUUUGUAGGCGACGACGAAGAGUAUAAAAUAUCAACACAAGUAUCCACUAUAUUCAAAUUUUGAUAACAUUUUAAUCGAUAAAUAAAAUUAGGUAUCGCCGGGGUUCCGACGAAUCUAUGCCGGACGAAGCUUUGGGGGUUUCAAAACAAUUGAUUUCAUCGAUGAGCAAUGUGCGAAAACAUAAAAAGAGUGAGCGGGUCUCAAAACAAAACAGAAAUAUGUCCUGACGAAAGCAUACCGAAAACAACGGAAAGAAUACAAUAAAAGAGAAGAUUAGCAUUGUGUAGUCGCGAUAGUCUUUAAUGAAUGCGUAGAGCAUUGAUAAGAAUGUAAGCACGUAGAAUAUGUGAUGAAGUUAGCGAAAAGAACAGGAAACAAAGGGUGUGAGCAUAAAGCAAACAUACACAAAGAAUUGGCCAUAAAUAAGUGGAAAUACACGAAACUUGUCUGUGAAGUAGUCACACAAUUGGAGUGAGUGCUAGUUAAUUAAACGAUUAAGUUAUUGCGAGAAUGUGAUAAAUGUCGAAUGGUUGUCUGUUGGUGUCGAAUUAAACUGCUUUAAUGAUGAAAAAACUAUCAGUACUUCAGAAGUAUAAAUGGUAUAUGUGAGCUACAAAUAGUUCUACGAGAUUGUCUGCUUCCAAGAAACUGAUAAAUCUUUGCGUGUGAAGUUACGCGAAUCAUUAUAUCAAACAAAGUAAAUAGCAAUUGAUUGUUUGAAAAAUAUGAACGAAUGAGCGUGUACAAUCGAGCUGGGAAAGAGAAGAAAGAGCGAACGUGCAGAAAGAACGAGAAUCCACGAUUGAUUAUUGAUAAUGAUGGUAUAAAGCGUCGUAGUGCGAGCGACUGGGUCGUGCGGUGCUGUGCGAAUCUAAUUUGAUAAGAGAAUGUUAGUCUGUAAGUAAGUUUGAUGAACGUUUGUACACUUGAUGUUUGAUGACUGAAUAAAAAUUACAUGACUGCCAAAAAA
This is a messenger RNA of Armigeres subalbatus, 10869 nucleotides long. RefSeq names its product importin subunit beta (gene Fs(2)Ket). The transcript has 5 exons. Gene Ontology annotation, cellular component: cytoplasm; nucleus. Gene Ontology annotation, biological process: protein import into nucleus. Gene Ontology annotation, molecular function: small GTPase binding; nuclear import signal receptor activity. Bases 454 to 3090 code for a protein of 878 amino acids. The record is from RefSeq and is a predicted model, not a curated record. Lineage: Eukaryota; Metazoa; Arthropoda; Insecta; Diptera; Culicidae.